CCCGGGUUGGCAGGCAAACUUCCCUCCGGGUCGUACUUGGUUUUACUCGGUUUUUUGCUGUCUUUAUUACUACCAUUCCUCCCAAACAAAAUCGCGUUUGCGGGGGUUCGAUGACACCUUGUGAACCUGAGGUCUAUUAUCCAACCGCUUCGACGACAUGGUCGGGAAUAUUGAGGAAACAUGGCCGCUCAGAGAGAUUGUGUACACCGCAAUAGUUGGCUUGGUGAUGCUAGCCGCCUUGCUGGAGUGGUUCCUCUGGAUAGCCGCCUUCCUUUAUUGUCUGUGGAAGGUGUUUGUCAAGGCAGAGCACUGGACCGUCCGGGUUCUCGCAGUCUUGGUGGGGGUUGCGUUUACCUUGCUCAGAUUCAUCUUUCUUCCCAUCAUGAUCGUGACUCUGCCGCUCCCUAGCCAGAUCGUACGUAUCUGGCCUCCGGCCAUGGUCUCCUUUCUGCAGUGGUUCGCCUUUUGGAGCUUCGCCGGGCUUUUAACAAUCCCCUGGCUGUUCUGCGUCUACCAGAUCGUCACCCACCAGCUCGGCAGGACGAAGCGCAUCAAGCAGGUCCUCGACGAAGUGUCCGCUCCGAAGGUUGUCAUUGUCAUGCCCUGCUACAAAGAGGAGCCCGAGGUGCUCGUCACGGCCAUCAACUCAGUAGUCGACUGCGACUACCCGCCCUCUUGCAUCCACGUCUUCCUCUCCUUCGACGGUGACCAGGAAGACGAGCUGUACCUCAACACCAUUGAGAAGCUCGGGGUUCCCUUGACGCUGGAGUCGUACCCCAAGAGCAUCGAUGUGACGUACAAAGCUGCUCGGAUCACGGUAUCAAGAUUUCCUCACGGAGGGAAGAGACAUUGUCAGAAAAUGACGUUCAAGCUUAUCGACAAAGUGUACCGCGAGUACCUGAGGAGGAACGACAACCUCUUCAUUCUCUUCAUCGACUCGGACUGCAUCCUGGACAGGGUCUGCCUGCAGAACUUUGUCUACGACAUGGAGCUGAGCCCCGGCAACAGGAGGGACAUGCUCGCCAUGACGGGCGUCAUCACAUCCACGACCAGAAAACACAGCCUCAUCACGCUUCUCCAGGACAUGGAGUACAUCCACGGCCAGCUGUUCGAGCGGACUGUGGAAUCGGGCUGCGGCGCCGUCACUUGUCUUCCCGGCGCCCUCACAAUGCUCCGCUUCUCAGCCUUCCGACGCAUGGCAAAGUACUACUUCGCCGACAAGGCGGAGCAGUGCGAGGACCUCUUUGACUUCGCAAAGAGCCACCUAGGCGAGGACCGCUGGUUGACGCACCUGUUCAUGAUCGGAGCGAAGAAGCGGUACCAGAUCCAGAUGUGCACGUCGGCCUUUUGCAAGACCGAGGCCGUGCAGACGAUGCGCUCGCUCAUCAAGCAGCGCCGCCGGUGGUUUCUUGGGUUCAUCACCAACGAAGUGUGCAUGCUGACCGACUGGCGGCUGUGGAAGCGGUAUCCCAUCCUCGUACUCGUCCGCUUCAUGCAGAACACGAUCCGCACGACGGCCCUGCUCUUUUUCAUCAUGGUUCUUGCGCUUAUGACCACCACCAAAACCAUCAACGACCUGCCCGUCGGGUUCAUCGCCAUCUCGCUGGGGCUGAACUGGCUGAUGAUGAUUUACUUUGGCGCCAAGCUCCGCCGCUUCAAGAUCUGGCUCUACCCCUUGAUGUUCGUGCUAAAUCCCUUUUUUAACUGGUACUACAUGGUGUACGGCAUCUUCACAGCCGGUCAGCGCACCUGGGGUGGACCGCGCGCGGACGCCGCUGCUGCCGACGCGACAACCACGGCGCAGGAGGCCAUCGAGCAAGCCGAACAGACUGGAGACGACCUCAACAUCGUGCCCGAGUCAUUCAUUCCCGCCGCCCAGGAACGCAAAGAACUGGCCGAAGCCGAAGCCAGCAAAGAGGGCACCAUCCUCACAACCAAGACCAUGAAGAAGCAAAAGCCCACCAUCACCACCACCGGCAUCACCACCACCGUCACCGGCUCUGGCACCUCAGGUGUCCACCGCACCCGCAGCGUCCUCCUCCAGCCGCCCGACAAACUGAUCGGCAAGUUCGCCGCGCCGGAGCGCACCCCCUCUGGCUGGUAUCAGCACCCAGACGACUCAGUGGCCAGCAUCGGAUACAAUUUGACUUUCCGUCCCGCCACCACCACCACGACGCCAUAUCACCACCACCCCGGCAACAACCCAACAACGGGCUUACAUCACCUCAGCAGGGAGUCCUUCGACAGCGCCCUGUCAGCCUACACGACAGGCAACACGUCGGUGUACAUGCCGCAGCGGGUGGAGAGCCUGAUGGGGGAGGAGGACAGGCGGAAAUACGAGCUCGCGGCACAGGCUAGCGGCAGCCACAACCACGGCCAGAGCCAACUCGUUGCGUCGCUGUCACCGUCGUCAUCGCGGGUCUGGGGGCCGCCCUCCUCCCUGACUCCCCUGAGUCGGCCACAGCAGACGACGACGGGGAUAGUCUAUGAGGUGGGGGACGGCGACGGCGAUGAGAUGAUGAUGAUGAUCGCUGGCGGUAGCUCGGGGUCUGCGUCGUCGCGGGCUGGGUCGGUUCAUGAAUCGCAUCAGCAACAGCAAUCCCAGUCGCAAUUUCAGGGAGGGUCGACGGAUUCGCUUGGAGAAGAGGGAGGCACUGCGGGCAAGAGGCAGUCGCUUAUCCCGCAUCUGAAUCCGCCUCCGCCGCCGCCGCAGACUGUGGGUGGGCGGUCAGGGAGGAGUCCGUUGGGACGGGCGAGCUGGACGAGGCCCGUUACGAGGGAUGAGGUCGAGUUGGCCAUGGAGGGGGUUAAUGCGCCGUCAAAUGUGGGAAAGGAGCAGGCGGAUCAGAGGGGGAAGGGCUGGUAGUCGGGGACUGGGGUGGUGCAGGUUGAUAGUACUUAGGCACUGGGAUCUGGGGUUGAUUGAGUGUUUGACAGGGGACAUGUGUAUGUUCCAGGGGCCGUAUCCCACUGGCAAAGUGAGCAAUCUAGAUUGAAUUGAUUGUCUAGCGAACGGUUGCUCUGAUUACUGAUUCUUGUUUUCCGGCUUUUUCAAGGGGGUAGUAGCAAUCUUCGAUCUUGCCUUCGAUGGUGUUGAGCUCGGCGAGUACGCUGUCACGUACGUCAUGUCAGUGAUGGGGACAGUAGGGACGCACCAAAAAAGGAGACGAAGAGG
Parathielavia appendiculata is the source of this 3175-nucleotide messenger RNA. Its product is annotated as glycosyltransferase family 2 protein. The record is from RefSeq and is a predicted model, not a curated record. Bases 158 to 2866 code for a protein of 902 amino acids. Gene Ontology annotation, molecular function: chitin synthase activity. The transcript is spliced from 3 exons. Gene Ontology annotation, cellular component: cell septum; cell periphery. Lineage: Eukaryota; Fungi; Ascomycota; Sordariomycetes; Sordariales; Chaetomiaceae.